This is a messenger RNA of Sebastes umbrosus (honeycomb rockfish), 1626 nucleotides long. RefSeq names its product bMERB domain-containing protein 1-like. NCBI's taxonomy places the organism in Eukaryota, Metazoa, Chordata, Actinopteri, Perciformes, Sebastidae. The coding region runs from base 152 to 724 and encodes 190 amino acids. The transcript is spliced from 7 exons. The record is from RefSeq and is a predicted model, not a curated record.
GCACACCAACCAACACCUGCCAACAGCUGGUGGGGACCGCCGCUGGAGCAUCUCGCUCUCUCUCCUCCUCUACAGUUUUCCCCUCUCUGUUUCCCAGCCACUGCAACUGGAAGCGUAGAGAGAGCAGAAGAGAAGAGCAGCUGCAGGACCGAUGGAGAAGAAGCAGGGAUCUUCUCAUCAGUACGGUUCACUGGAGCGCACUGAAUGGAGCAGAGACACCAACAAACCAGAGGACGACGUGGUGUCCAUGGCGGACUCCACCAUCACCGUGGACGACAUCGAGGGGGAGCUUUUCAAGAUUGACAGGAUCAGAGAUGUCCUGGUCAGGAGGGAGUCAGAGCUCAGAUACAUGAUGGAUGACAUUCAGCUGUGCAAGGAGAUCACUCGUCUGAAGAAGGAUCUGCAGAAAUUAGUGUCCGUACCAGAUAAUGACAAGUCCAACGAGGACCGGCAGAAGGAAGAAGAACUGCUGCAGCAGAUCCACAAGCUGGUCGAGACCAGAGACUUCCUGGUGGACGACGUGGAGUUCGAACGACUCAGGGAGAAAGAAGAAGAUAAAGAAAUGGCAGAUUUUCUGAAGUCCAAAUUCCCAAGAAAUAUGAAGAAGAAAGGUAUACCAACCAGACGGACGCCGUCCAGGGCUCAGCAGACCUCCUCUCCCUUCGCCAAGACAGGCCUCACCCUGCUGAAGGAGUGCUGUGGCUUCACAUGCUCCAUCAUGUAGACUGGAGUCUAAACGGGGGGGGCCCCCACGCUGCAGGGCUGACACAGGGGGCCACAAACCAAAAAAAAAGGCCACUCCACAAGAGUCAAUAUUUCCAGUUUCAGCUUUUCAGUCCGAGAAAGACUUUGAAGCAUGGAUGGAGCAGCACAGACACAAGUUUCCAGAGGGAGAGCAAAAGGACGUUGCAAAGAUCAUGUGGUGUGUUUUCCAUGUCGAGAGCCACGUUUGUCUUGUUGUGUCCGAUCUGUUGGUCCCUUUCGUUGGAUUUUCUAUUUGUUUUUGUUUUCAUCCUCUCUCUGCUCUCCCCGUCUCUCCCCCACUCCUGUUUUCAUUUUUAUUCAUCUAUUUAUUUCUCUUUUUCAGGCCGAGAGGACAGGGUUUGAAGGACAGAAACAGCAUAGCACAAGACAGGCAUGUACUGUGUACACACUAAUUGGAUUCCACUACCGUGACACCUAAAAGUUUUAUAUUUAAAGACUUCACUGAGCUACGAUAACUGUCAUCUCCUCAUUAAAAAAAAAAGUUUUGCAGGAGUCAGCAGGCCAGUCUAGACACACUGCUGGCAUGUUAUAAUCAGCAUUAAGGAGUUUACACUAAUGAAAGUGACAUUAACCAGGAAGCUCUGUUAGGAUGGAGUUUCCUGUGAUUUGACUCCAAAUGGGUACGACCUUUAGAAAAGUGGAGGUUUGUGAAGGAAGAGUGGAUCUCUCAUUAAGCUCCAUUUUCCUUUAAUGAUAGUUAAGUAAUAUUCACUAAUGUCUACUUUUUUACAAGUUGUAAAGAAACACUGAAGAACAUCACAUAAUCACUUUUUUUUUGUUUUUUUGACAUAGUGUUUUAAAGAGGACCUAUUAAUCUCAUUUUCAGAUUCAUACUUGUAUUUUGGGUUUCUACUAGAACAU